UCGCGAAUCCGCAGCCGUACCUCGUCAACACCAUGCCUAUAUCCUCCGAGCUCGCUAUCCUCCUCUCUGAGGCACUGGCCGUCGAUGACUCGAAGCGCAUCACAGCACGCGUCUUCGGGCACAAGCUCGUGCAGGUCGAACGCCUCUACAACUCGACCGUGAAAGAGACGGGCACACCAAGCUGGCUCGCCGAAGAGGACACCACCGCGGUCUGGGCGAAGCAGGCUCCUCAACCCAAGCGCCCCUCCCAGCAGCGCCCAGCUCCGCCCCAGAAGAUGGUCGCCCCCCAGCCCCGCCGCAACGGCUUCCUUGCCGUACCCAAGCCUCAAGCAGCGCCCCAGGCCCGCCGUAGGUCGCCAUCCCCCGUCGGUGCGAGAUCUUCAUCUCCCGCGGGGCCGAGAUCAAUAUCACCAGCUGGAUUGAGAUCGACCUCUCCAGCUGGACCGAGGAGAGCGCCGUUGCCGGCUGCCCCGAAGAAGGCCACCACCACGAGCAAGAAGGCGCAUCUGCCAGUCACCCCGAGGAAGGCACCCGCAACACGCAAGGUCGUACCCGCACAAUCCCCCGCCGGUCCGCGGAAGGCGCGCCCGGCUCCGACACCUAUACAAGCACCCAUCAUGCCAGCCCCGCCAGCCCCUCUUCCCUUCUUUGCCGACUAUCGGCGCGCCCCUACCAUCAAAUAUCACGACAUCCCUGCAGCCUACCUCGACAUCUCAGCCUACAUUCGCGCAUCAACUACCGACGACAUGUACAUCCCUACUGCCGUCGACGCGGCUCCUACCCAUGCGCCUAUCAACGUGCGGCCAAGUCUGGCUCCUAUUGUGACUCGCCCCAUGCCCUUGCCACCCAUGGCCGCCUUCGCAGCUCCUUCGCCAAUCGACGCCUAUCACCCCAUCCUCGAUAUCGCAGAUUACCUCUACGCACCUUCACCCGUCGACCUCGCGCCCUCGCCUACGGAAUACGGACCCUCACCCAUCUCGGCGACACCUUCUCCCACCCGGAAACGAUUCUUGCCCAUCCCUCCCCUUCCCACUCCCCCUGCCCUACCCGACCUCGCUUACAAUAUCUCGACCCACGAAAGCGCGAUGCCCGUGACGCCCGGCGCGGAGCGUGAUACGAUGGACAUACCGACGCUGGCGCCGGACCUCAAGAAGCAGCAAGUCAUCGCGGAAGCGAAGCGGGCGCUGGCCGUGCCGCCGGAGAGGAUUCUGGUCAUCCCGGAUGGGGCGAAGCAGACGUUGAAGAUGCUGGGCGCGCAGCAGGCGACGGUUGUACCACCGCGGGCGGUGAAGCUGGUGCGGAGGGAGGUGGCGCGGGCUGUGCCCUUGAAGGUGGAGGUUUCCGUUUGCUGAGUGACUGUAGCUGGGCUACAGGCGAUGGAGGCGCUGGCGCUGGCAGGCGGCUGGUCCGUAUCUCGUUUGACUUUUUCAUCUCCUCGUUCGCCUCCGCACUCUCUCCCUCUCGCUU
Molecule: messenger RNA, 1467 nt
Organism: Schizophyllum commune H4-8
Lineage: Eukaryota; Fungi; Basidiomycota; Agaricomycetes; Agaricales; Schizophyllaceae
Exons: 1
Coding region: 33-1352 (439 amino acids)
Source: RefSeq, a predicted model, not a curated record